UCACGUGCACUGAUGGCAUAGCGGCACGGAACAAAGCGUGCACGCUUCAUGAGGCGGUCGACGACGACCUGGAUAGCAUCAUGACCGCGGGGGGUCGGAGGUCGAAGAGGACCGAUAAAGUCCAUCGAGAUGGACUGCCAACGACCCUCAGGGACAGCUGAGCUCAUCCCUCUGGAGCCAGAUCCUCCCUCUAUCUCCAUGGCUCCCAUCUCUACUUUCGUCCCUCCGCCGUCCGUCGAGUCCACCCCGCUGUCGCUCGCUGACGAUGACGCUGAGGAACUCGCACGAUAUACGGCUGACUUGGAGCCCGCAGUUCUUUACCUCAUUCAAGAGUACCACGACGUUUUCCCAUCGUCGUUCUCGUACCCCGGCAUCCCACCGAUGCGUGACGUCGAGCACUCCAUUCAGCUCGUGCCUGACUAUCGUGUUUACCACCAGGCACCCUACAGACUCUCGAUCCCCGAGGCCACCGAACUCAAGCAUCAGCUUGAGGAGAUCCUGAGACUGGGUUUCAUUAAACCCAGCAACUCCCCGUGGGGUGCACCCGUCCUCUUUGCUCGCAAAGCGGAUAGAACUCUUCGUCUCUGCAUCGACUACCGCGGCCUCAACUGCUACACGGUUAAGAACAGUUACCCCAUGCCUCGUUCCGAUGAGCUGUUCGACCACCUAGCGGGCAACCGCUUCUUUACGAGGAGCGGUUACCAUCAGAUCCGCGUCGCCGCAGCCGACCAGCCGAAGACCACGUUCCGAUCACGAUUCGGCCACUACGAGGUCACGGUGAUGCCAUUCGGCCUCACAAACGCACCCGCUACCUUCCAGAGGGCGAUGAACGACAUCUUCAGGGACAUCCUGGAGCAAUACGUUCUCGUUUACCUCGACGAUAUCCUGGUCUAAUGUCGUACCCUUGAGGAGCACCUUAGACACCUCCGCGACGUCCUUGACCGCUUGCGCAGACAUGGCUUCUACGCCAAGCUAAGCAAGUGCCGCUUUGCUCG
Molecule: messenger RNA, 995 nt
Organism: Chara braunii
Lineage: Eukaryota; Viridiplantae; Streptophyta; Charophyceae; Charales; Characeae
Source: the annotation of a GenBank genome assembly